AUGAUGAGCGAUGGUUUGGAUGAUUUGCUGUCGCAGGGGGUGGAUCAAUACGAAAAAGAAGAGUUAAUUUUAGACGAUGGACUCGAUGAAAUUCUCUCCCAGAGUUUUGGUAUGUUUGAGCAAAAGAGUCUUGAAGACGACGUUAUCGAUAUUACCGACAUGUUUGAGGUUGGCGGGCCUAGUUUGCUGAUGGGAAGGUGCUUUCAAACUGCUAAAGGUAACUGUUCGGAACAUCUUUUUGUAUGCCUUUCUUUUGCUUUUCGGUCAAUUCUUAUCUCGAUUUAUUUGUAUUGGUAGUGAACUGCGGCCAGGAUGAAGAAGGUCGACUUGAAAUAAACGCGGAGAAAGAUUUGGUUGAACUUUUCGUCCAGUCUGUACCCAAAAGCACCAAAGAAAAAGCCCUUUGGGCUUUUCGUCUGUAUGAAAGGUGGGCGCUGUGGGGAGAAGGUUUGUACAAUCCCGGAAAGGAAACAUCUAUUGUCGGAGGUAUACUGUUGGUGUAUUCAGACCUACAUACAAUUCCAGAGGAAGAUUUAAAUGAGGUCCUCAGUCAAUUCAUUGAAGAAGUUCGAAAACAAGAUGGAACUCGUUACCCGGGAAAAACGUUGCACGAAUUAAUUAGUAGCUCACAAAAGUAUUUGGAAUUGAAGGGAAGGAAAGUUAAUUUUUUCUCCAAUGAAUUUUUUGAAAAGUUAAGAAAAUCACUGGAAGUUUAAAUGAAACUUCUUCUCGGAAUAACUUGGGUUUAAACCGAAACAAGUGGAUAUAAUUUCUGUUUCAAUUGAAAACGACCAGUGGAAAAGCAAUAUUUUGGGAAGCGAUAACCCUGAAAGUUUAUUAAGAACAACACUUUUCAUUUGA
This is a messenger RNA of Porites evermanni, 861 nucleotides long. The record is from the annotation of a GenBank genome assembly. NCBI's taxonomy places the organism in Eukaryota, Metazoa, Cnidaria, Anthozoa, Scleractinia, Poritidae.